CGUCGUCUCUGUCUGCGGCCGAGCUCGCCAGGGCAAGAGCUUCAUCCUCAACCAGCUUCUAGGAAGGAGCAGUGGGUUCCAAGUAGCCUCUACUCAUCGACCAUGCACGAAGGGCUUGUGGAUGUGGAGUGUGCCCAUAAAGAGAACUGCUCUUGAUGGAACUGAAUACAAUCUUCUAUUGCUGGAUAGCGAAGGAAUUGAUGCCUAUGAUCAGACGGGGACAUACAGUAUUCAGAUAUUCUCGUUGGCUGUCCUUUUGUCAAGCACGUUCAUAUAUAACCAGAUGGGUGGCAUAGAUGAGGCUGCACUUGAUCGUCUAGCUCUUGUUACUGAAAUGACUAAACAUGUUCGUGUUAGAGCCUCUGGUGGGAGAUCUACGACAUCUGAGCUCGGUCAAUUUUCACCAGUUUUUGUCUGGUUGCUAAGGGAUUUCUAUUUGGAUCUUGCUGAAGAUAAUAGAAAAAUUACACCUCGCGAUUAUUUAGAGCUUGCCCUGAGGUCCGUGCAAGGAAGUGGGAAAAAUAUAGCUGCGAAAAAUGAGAUUCGGGAGUCCAUUCGAGCUCUUUUUCCAGAUAGGGAAUGCUUCACACUUGUGCGACCAUUAAACAAUGAACACGAUCUUCAACGGUUGGAUCAGAUUCCUUUAGAUAGACUCCGUCCCGAAUUCAGAUCAGGUUUAGAUGCAUUGACAAAAUUUGUUCUUGAACGAAGCAGGCCUAAACAAGUAGGGGCUACUACUAUGACCGGUCCUGUUCUUAUUGGUCUCACACAAACUUUCUUGGAUGCCUUCAAUAAUGGAGCUGUGCCUGCUAUAUCCUCUUCAUGGAAGACUGUUGAAGAGGCUGAGUGCCACAAGGCAUAUGAUUUUGCUGUUGAUGUUUACAACACAUCUUUUGACCGCACUAGACCAGCUGAGGAGCCGAUCAUGAGAGAAGCACAUGAAGCUGCUGUUCAAAACUCACUUGCUGCUUUUGGUGCUGCUGCUGUUGGGGCUGGUCCGACAAGGGUGACUUAUGAAAAGCGUCUUCACAACUAUUUCAGAAAAACAUUUGAGGAUUACAGCAGAACUGCUUUCCUAGAGGCAGAUUUGCGAUGUCAAGAAACCUUACAAUGCAUAGAAAAGAAGUUGCGAGCAGCUUGUCAGCUUCCUGACAUUAAGCUUGAUUAUGUAAUUCAGGUAUUGGAUAGUUCGCUAUCAGAAUAUGAGACAUCUGCUCAUGGCCCUGGAAAAUGGAAAUUGUUGGCUGCUUUCUUACUGCAGUGCUUGGAGGGGCCAGUACUGGAUGUUUUAAAGAAACAGUUAGAUCAUGCCGAAUCAGAAAAAGGUGCUCUUCUGUUGAAGUGCCGGUUAAAUGAAGACAAGUUAAUGUUGUUAAGGAAGCAGCUUGAUGAAAAUGAGAAGCACAAAGAUGAAUAUAUGAAACGUUACGAAGAAGUUAUCAAGGAGAAGCAAAAAAUAUCCGAAGAUUAUAGCAGUCACAUUUCAAAUUUGCAGAGUAAAUGCAGCACCAUGGAGGAACGCUGCUCUAGUGUAUCAAAAGCUCUCAAUCUCGCUAAAAGAGAAUCUUCUGAUUGGAAAAUUAAAUAUGAUGAUACUUGUAUAGAAUUGACGGAUAUGGAUGAAAAAUACACUACUCAAAUUGCUGCACUUGAGUCUAGGAUUAAUGCUGCUGAAGGAAGAUUAGCAGCAGCACGUGAACAGUCAGAAAUUGCUCAAGAAGAAGCCUCAGAGUGGAAGCGGAAGUAUGCUGCUGCUGUUGAUGAGGUCAAAAAAGCAUUGGAGAGAGCAGCAUUAGCACAGGAACGUACAAUAAAGGGGGCACGUGAAAGGGAAGAUGCUCUGAGGGCAACAUUCUUAGAUGAAAUGUCGGAAAAGGAAGAGGAAAUCAAGAACUUAACUACAAAACUGGACAAUGUUGAGAACCUCAGGAAUACCCUAGUUGUGCAACUGAAGGAUGCCGAGUCAAACUUCAAGAACAGGGAGCUGGAGGUUUCAUCCUUGAAGGAUGACAUCAAGAACUUAAUGGUGAAACUAGAAAGUGUUAUCACUACAGCUCAAUCGCACGAGAAAGAAGCCAGGAUACUUGAGCAGGAAAAACAUCAUCUUCAAGAGAAAUAUUCAACUGAACACAAAAAACUUGAUGAAAUAAGUGAGAGGUACAAAGCUGCUGAAAACGAUGCCAGAAAAGCAACAGAAUUAGCAGAUAUUGCUCGUGCAGAGGCUGCUGCUGCCCAAAAAGAAAGGAGCGAAAUUCAACGAUUGGCAAUUGAGAGACUGGCGAUAAUCGAAAAAACAGAAAGACAGGUCGACUACCUUAAACAAGAGAAUACCAAACUGGUAACUGAAGUAUCGGCAUUGCGACAAUCUGAGACAGAUGCAUAUUCAAAAAUUGCUAUACUUGAGAGCAGAGUUGAUGAGAGGGAGAGGGAAAUCGAAGAAAUGUUAAAUAGGAGCAACGAGCAAAGGUCAAGCACAGUGCAAGUGCUCGAGAAGCUUCUAGCAACAGAAAGAGCAGCAGCAGCAGAAGCAAACAGCAGAGCUGAAGCUUUAUCAUUGCAGCUACAAGCAACUCAAGGUAAACUGGAUGCACUUCAUCAUGAGUUAACAUCAGUUCGUUUGAAUGAGACAGCGCUUGAUAGCAAGCUAAGAACUGUGUCCCAUCAUGGGAAAAGAUCGAGGGCAGCAGGUAGUUGUAUUGGUGCAGAAUCCGUUGAGGACAUGGACAUUGAUGGAGUUAAAGUUAAGGGUAAGAAGAGAUCCAAGAGUACUACUAGCCCCUCGAAGUAUUCUCAGGUGGAAGAAGUUAGCAACGGGAACGAGGAAAAUCAAGGUACUGAGUCAUGUGAGGAUUAUGCUAAGUUUACUGUUCAGAAACUGAAGCAGAAGCUCACAGAACAGGGAUUUGGUGCAGAAUUGUUGCAGCUGAAGACUCCGAGUAAGAAAGAGAUUAUUGGUCUCUAUGAGAAGCAUGUUCUCAAUAGGUAGCAGCACAGGUUGUAUCAAUUAGAGUUUUUAUUGGAUUCUUGCAAGUAAUAUUAGUGGUUUAUGUACAACAGGUUCUGAGAUUGACGUGGUGGUUUUUUUUGGUUUUUUUUUAUAUGGGUUUAAGAGUGAGGUUUAGUGAUCAGAUAUAUAGAAGAGAUCGAUGAAAGAAGGAAAAAAAGAUGUGACGAAUGUACGGGCGAAGUUACUAGCUUGUUUCUUACUUUUCCAGACGGUUGUUUUUUAUUGGCUUUUGGUCGUGCUGUAUUUACCUCGUAUCUUUGUUUCUUGUAUUUACGGUAUAUGAUUUGUCAUGGACUGAUUUUGUAAUGACCAAAAUGAUUUGUUAUAGUAUGACUUCCCCCGUGAUCA
This is a messenger RNA of Asparagus officinalis (garden asparagus), 3355 nucleotides long. RefSeq names its product plectin-like. The record is from RefSeq and is a predicted model, not a curated record. The transcript is spliced from 14 exons. The coding region runs from base 122 to 2986 and encodes 954 amino acids. Lineage: Eukaryota; Viridiplantae; Streptophyta; Magnoliopsida; Asparagales; Asparagaceae. Gene Ontology annotation, molecular function: GTPase activity; GTP binding.